Molecule: messenger RNA, 5109 nt
Organism: Girardinichthys multiradiatus
Lineage: Eukaryota; Metazoa; Chordata; Actinopteri; Cyprinodontiformes; Goodeidae
Gene: jak1
Product: Janus kinase 1
Exons: 25
Coding region: 259-3801 (1180 amino acids)
Biological process (GO): cytokine-mediated signaling pathway; hemopoiesis; cell differentiation
Cellular component (GO): cytosol; cytoskeleton; membrane
Molecular function (GO): ATP binding; cytokine receptor binding; non-membrane spanning protein tyrosine kinase activity
Source: RefSeq, a predicted model, not a curated record
UAGUUGUCAGGAAGGGUUGGCAGCCGCAGAGGAAGAUUUCGGUGCCUUCAGUUUGACUACCUAAAAUUAAAAUAGUCCACGUUAUCUGUCGUUUUGGAUACGGGACUAUAUUGGAAGCAAAGGUUCGAAUCACACCGAUGACAACGGAUACACGAAAGUCGCUGAGAAAAGUAGAAACUCCGUCGAACUGUAUUAACUAAUGUACGACUAAUCUAAAGGAAGUAACUUGCCAUCCUGGCGGAGCUUGCUAGAUCCUGAAUGACAGCUUCAUUCAUGAUGGAGUUGAGCAGGCAACUCUGUAUGAAGAUGAGGAAAAAUAAGAAGACCCAAUUUUCCUCCCUUCCUGCUUCUACAUUGGGCCUGGAAAUCCACUUUUACAUUCCAGAAACACGCCACCUGGAGUAUAUCAAAGGAUCCUACACUGCUGAGGAGCUAUGUGUGGCUGCUGCCAAGAAAUGCUCGAUUUCUCCAUUAUGCCAUAACUUGUUUGCUCUUUACAAUGAUGCAACUGACACCUGGUACUCUCCCAGCCACGAGUUCAACAUCACAGAGGAUAUUGGUAUCAAGUUGCACUAUCGCAUGAGAUUUUACUUCAAGAACUGGCAUGGCACCACAGAAGGAGAAUCACCAGUUUGGAGACACUGCCUCAGUAAACUCAGAGGUCAGAGCCCACAGAAAACACCAGAGGGAACACCGCUGCUUGACGUUGGUUCCCUUGAAUACCUUUAUGCUCAGUGCCAGCAUGACUUUCAGACAGGCAGGGCUCCACUGAGGACAGCGCAGUCAGAGGCAGAGCAACAUGAGAUAGAAAAUGAAUGCUUGGGCAUGGCUGUGCUUGCUAUUACUCACUAUGCCAAGAACUUGGAUAUACCCUUUUCGACAGCUUCCCGUGAGAUGAGUUACAAGCGUUUCAUCCCAGACUCACUGAACUCCAACAUAAAGCAGCGCAACAUUCUAACACGGAUUCGCAUCAGCAACGUGUUCAAGAAAUUCCUUGCCGAGUUCAACACCCAAACGGUUGGGGAGAGCAACAUCACCUGCUAUGAUCUGAAGAUCAAAUACCUGGCCACACUGGAGGGGUUGACCAGCAGAAUGGGCAGCGAACUCUUCAACCCCAUCUCCCUUAGUAUAAUACAAGAAAAGGAGCUCUCCUCUGGAGGUUACUAUGGGUACUAUAACCAGGGCCAGGUGCAGAUUAAAUGUCAGAGUCAGAACCUGGAGGCAAGCCCUGACAUGCAAGUUCUUAUCACUGGCACCACUGGCAUUUCCUGGAGGCAAAAACCUGCACCAGUGCCAGUGAUGUCCAAAGAAAAAAGCAAGUUGAAGAAGAGCAAGCAGGAUGAAAAACAGAAGAAUGACAGGAACAAGGAGAUGAAUGAAGGCUGGGUGAUCUUCUGUGAUUUCCAUGAGAUCACACACACGGUUAUCAAAGAGGCAACAGUCACAAUCAUGAGACAAGAUAACAAGAAGAUGGAACUCCAGAUGUCCUCAAGGUCUGAGGUUCUGUCCUUCGCGGCCCUUGUUGACGGGUAUUUUAGGUUAAUUGUGGAUGCCCACCAUUACCUGUGCAAGGAGGUGGCCCCUGCUUCAGUGGUGCACAAUAUCGAGACUGGUUGCCAUGGACCCAUCUGUACGGAGUAUGCCACCCAAAAGCUGCGUCAGGAAGGCAAUGACGAAGGAAUCUACAUACUGCGCUGGAGCUGUACCGACUACAACUACAUAAUCAUCACUGUGGUCUGUUUUGAGACUGACAUCUUCAAUGGACCCAAUAAGAUCCGUCAGUAUAAGAACUUCCAGAUUGAGGUAGACUCCGAUGGAUUCCGCCUAUAUGGAACGGACACGCUGAGGCCCACCUUAAAGGAGCUGCUGGAACACCUGGAACGCCAGUGCCUUCACACCGACAAUGUGCAGUUUCAGCUAAGGCGCUGUUGCCCUCCACAGCCAAGGGAAAUUUCUAACCUACUUGUGGUUACCAAGGAGAGAGCCCUGACCUGUCAGCCAACAAGGCAUGAGAGGGAGCUCUGUAUCUUCCAUCGCAUUCCUAAGGAGGACAUUGAGCAGGAGGAGCACCUUGGUGUGGGCACAAAAACCAAUAUAUACCUGGGCACACUGAGGGUCAAAAAUGAGGAAGAUGAAGAUGCAGGUUACACAUCUUUCCAGGAAGUCAAGGUGGUCCUGAAGGUGCUUGGUUCUGGACACAGGGACAUCUCCUUGGCCUUCUUCGAAACUGCCAACAUGAUGCGACAAGUGUCUCACAAACACAUCGCUCUGCUCUAUGGAGUUUGUGUUCGUCAUCAGGAGAAUAUCAUGGUUGAAGAAUAUGUCCAGCUAGGACCACUGGAUGUGUUUAUAAGGAGACAACAGAGUCCACUGAGUACAAGGUGGAAGUUCCAGGUGGCCAAACAACUCGCCUCAGCUCUUAGCUACUUGGAAGACAAAAAGCUGGUCCAUGGCUUUGUCUGUGCAAAGAACAUUUUACUGGCCAGAGAUGGACUGGACGAAGAGGAAGGAGAGCCCUUCAUCAAGCUCAGCGACCCAGGAAUACCAAUAACAGUGCUCUCCAGGGAGGAGUGCGUGCAUCGCAUCCCGUGGAUCGCUCCUGAAUGCGUGAAGAGCAUGUCAGCAUUGAGUGUGGCUGCCGAUAAGUGGGGAUUCGGUACCACCCUGUGGGAGAUCUGUUAUGAUGGAGAGGUUCCGCUCAAAGAGAAGAAACUAACAGAGAAGGAGAGGUUUUAUGAAGCUGAAUUCCAGCUGGCCACCCCAGAUUACAAGGAGCUUGCUGAACUCAUGACUCGUUGCAUGAACUAUGACCCCAAGAAGAGACCCUUCUUCAGGGCUAUCGUCAGAGACUUGGAUGAACUAGAGGAAAAAAAUCCAUCCAUCAAACCUCAUCCUACCACAGUGGAUGACCCAACUGUGUUUGAAAACAGAUUCCUGAGGAAGAUCAGAGAUCUUGGAGAGGGUCACUUUGGGAAGGUGGAGUUGUGUCGCUAUGACCCUCACGGAGACAGAACAGGUGAAAUGGUGGCUGUAAAGUUUCUGAAGCCCGAGAACGGCGAGGAGCAGAGCAACAACCUCUUAAAAGAGAUUGAAAUCCUGAAGGCACUUUACCAUGACAACAUCGUCAAAUACAAGGGCAUCAGCCAUGAAGAAGGUGGAAAGGCCAUAAAGCUGAUUAUGGAGUAUCUUCCACUGGGAAGCUUGAAGGAAUAUCUUCCCAGAAACAAGACCAAGACCAGCCUAAGCGAUCUGCUAAGCUACUCCAUCCAGAUUUGUCGGGGCAUGGAUUACUUAGGAUCACGCAAUUACAUUCACCGGGACCUGGCAGCCAGAAACGUGCUGGUGGAGAGAGAGGGCACGGUGAAAAUCGGAGAUUUCGGCCUCACCAAGAGCCUCAAGGAAAAUGACGGAUAUUACACAGUCAAGGAUGACCAUGACAGCCCCGUUUUCUGGUAUGCUCCCGAGUGUCUGACCUUCUGCAAGUUUUACCUCGCUUCUGAUGUCUGGUCCUUCGGAGUGACAAUGUAUGAAAUUAUCACCUACUGCGAUUCCUCCAAAAGCCCAAUGACGACCUUCCUUGAUAUGAUUGGCCGAACUCAUGGGCAGAUGACCAUCGUCCGCUUGGUGAAAGUGUUGCAAGAUGGGAGAAGAUUGCCUCGUCCUGAUACUUGCCCCGAGCCUGUGUACGAGCUGAUGCGGAAGUGCUGGGAGCAGGCUCCUGAGAAGAGAAUCACCUUCAAGCGUCUGAUCGAGGAGCUGACCAUCCUGCAGCAGCACCUUCAGCAACAGAACAACCUGUAGAUCUCCAGCUACUGAAGGCCCUGGGAAUGAAGCUUACUUUAACGGCCAACAUGCGACCAGGAGCCAGCUGCCAAACUGGUCUCAGACCAGCAGCUGCACGUUCAGCUUCACAACACAGAAAAUACAAAACCUUCAUACUGGCUUAGAAACCUUCCACCUCGUCACAAAAAUAGCCUCAAUUUCUCGCAUUUGGAACUUUCUAUUAAAAACCCGAUAUUUCCUGUUGUGAUGAACAUUUACGAUGAAAUGAAUCUGGCUCAUGUUCUACAUAAAAUAUGCGCUUUUUAAAUGAAAUUUAAACUCCAUGGACAAAGCAGUGCUUUGAGGAUACAGCAUCAUAAAUGAAGAACUGAAAGGAAUGAUUUUGCAUUAGUUUGUAUCCCAGCCGUGACGUGUAAACAGCUGCUUGGACGGACAGAAUUACAGACCAAGAUAUCAAGCCUACCUGUGGGGUGGUUGUGCUGCUGCUGGUUUAUGGACUUCUAUUUGAGAGAAAAAUGGCACGAGCCGAGUUUACCGUCAUGGGUUUUUAUCAGUUUACUUAGAUUUGUUGUUCCAGAUGUGCAAAUUCAGCUACUGAGAGGUGGAAUUAAAUUAGAGCCAGUAACCAGACAGCUGUAUAACCUUCAGGUUAGGACUUGAGUAAAUUAACCUGAAGCUUUAAAAAAAAAAAAAAAUACAACCAUGUAUCUCAAUUCUUGAAAAUUUAAUUCUUCAACUUGAUGGGGAAAGCAAAUAGUAACCUUGCUUUGUAUCUACUGUUAAAACUGCAGUUACAUAGGAACUGUGGUUUUUUUUUUUCUGUCUUAUUGUGCAAUUGAUUAGUGAAUGCUGUAACUUGUCAAACGUUUAAGGAAAGGUGUUUCUAAGAGCGACACUUGGGGGCAGCAAAGCUUCACUUUUCCUCUGUUUUGUACCCAGGCCCGUCAGAACCACACAGCUUUAUGUCUAUAAAUGUUGCAUGAGUCACAGCUGCAGAUUUCAGCAGGAAAGAAGUUAGAUGGGCAGGAUUUGCACCGUCUCACAUGGCUAUUUUAAAAAUAAUCCUACAUUUUAUGUGUUAAACAAGUCAUGUUUAUGCAUUUAGCUUGCAUGUACUCAAUAUUUCAGAAAUAUAUAAAUGUAUUUAUCCACAUAUGUGAAACAGCUUGUAGCUGAAGGAACUUUUUCUGCUAUAAAUAUCACCGAGGGGUGAAGACGCUUUAAUCCACACUUUAUUUAGGAAUGUAAAAGGCAAAUCCUUCUGCUCCAAGAAAUGUAUAAUUUUUUCCAAAAAAAAAAAAUACAAAUUCACAAUGAAAAAAUAAA